AUGCUCACAAAUUGUGCCUCUAAGCUUCACGAAAUAUCAGGUGAUAAACAUAUCAAGGAUUUGUUAGGUUUAGUUAUUGAAAAUCACCAUAAAAUUGUAAGCAAUGUUACUAAAUGUUGGAAAGUUUUGUACCCAGCGUAUCUAUCGUCAAGCUUUGCUAUAUUUCUUAUCUUAACCUUUCUUACUUCAGCUAUUUUUUCGGGCCUAAAAGAAUACGUAUUUGUUAGCACCUAUUUGGUACUUAUCGGUUGUCUAACCGUUGGAUUUAUUAUAUCUCACGCAUCUCAAUUAGCUGAAGAUACAAAUGAAAAUUUCUGUCUGACUUUGUACAGUUUAAAAUGGUACCAUUGGGAUAGAAUCAAUAUGAAAACAUUUUAUAUAUUUUUAACUUUAGCGAACAAACCUCUAUGCAUGAAUAUUACUGGCGAAAUUAAAACUAAUCACGAAUAUUUCAAAAGUUUUGCACAAAGUUUACAGAAAAUUGUGUUGAAAGAGAACCUGAGCAAUAUAAAUCUACUAACUAAACACGAUCACGACCCCACCUAUAGAGCGAGCUGUGCAUUUAGAAAUUGUAGAGAUGAAAUAUGGGCAGCAUGUGAAAGAAGUUCUGAGUUGCUUUGUUGGGAACAUUUCAUCAACAACGAAACCUGUACUGAACAUGUUGACAACGUUUCUUCCGAAAAUGAGGAAAAUGUACCGCCAAUUUUGCCUUCCAAAGGUAUGAGAACUAACUUAGAGAUUCGCAGAAGAAAUGCUGUGGAUGGAGAGCAAAGGGAAGUACCCUUUGAUAAAGUGAGAAAGGGCAAUAAAAAGAAGAUCGCACAUGACAAGAGAAUAGCGGGAGAAGCUUAUUUCAGUAGCACCUCUGGAAAGGCUGUAUUGGCUAAAGGGAUGAAACCUCGUUGUAGAAUUGAAAAAUGCAAGAGUUAA
Messenger RNA from Ceutorhynchus assimilis (cabbage seed weevil), 930 nucleotides. The record is from the annotation of a GenBank genome assembly. Lineage: Eukaryota; Metazoa; Arthropoda; Insecta; Coleoptera; Curculionidae.